This is a messenger RNA of Dromiciops gliroides (monito del monte), 7899 nucleotides long. It is a transcript of the gene CEP250, whose product is annotated as centrosomal protein 250. The transcript is spliced from 33 exons. The coding region runs from base 258 to 7523 and encodes 2421 amino acids. Lineage: Eukaryota; Metazoa; Chordata; Mammalia; Microbiotheria; Microbiotheriidae. The record is from RefSeq and is a predicted model, not a curated record. Gene Ontology annotation, biological process: cilium assembly.
CUGGACUAUGGGAGCCGCAGGAUGGGCGCUUUGGUUAUGGUCUUAGUUUUUCUCUGUUCUCUUCUGAUAAAUCAAUAGGUCUCAACAUCCUCAACUGUAAAAAUGAUAAGGAUACAUCAGAAGAUCUGUCUUCAAGCCCAAGAAGAAAUCUGAGCAAUGCACUCACAGUGAUAAAACCUGCCAAAGAGUAAGCAUAACAGACAUGUGCUUCCCGCUACAGAAAGACAAGACUCACUGGCCUGGUGUCUGCUCCUCAAAUGGAGGCAAGAGACCAAGGGCACGACAUGAAGCCCCAGCCUCUGCAUGUGGUGCUGGAGAAGCAGAUCCUGGCACUGCAGCAGCAGAUGGCUGAGAACCAGGCUGCUUCCUGGCGUAAGCUGAAGAUCUCCCAGGAGGCCCAGCAGAGGCAAGCAGUACUUGUGAGGAAGCUGCAAGCCAAGGUACUGCAGUACCGGAACUGGUGUCAGGAGCUGGAGCAGCGGCUGGAGAACAUAGGGGGACCCAUCCCGAAAAGGUGGGAAAGCACUGAAGAGCCCAGACUGGAACAGCUGCUGAUCCAGCUAGAUGAAGAACACCAGAGGUCUGAGAGUUUGGUGAAAGUGAACACACGGCUUCAGCAGCACCUGGAGAAAGCUGAUGUGGUGAACAAGGCCCUUCAGGAGGAUGUGGGAAAGUUAACAGUGGACUGGAGCCAAGCUCAGGAUGAGCUGGCAAGGAGACAGAGUGACUGGCAAAUGGAGAGGGAGUUCUUCAAGGGCUACCUGAAAGGGGAACAUGGCCGCCUUCUCAGCCUGUGGCGGGAGGUGGUGACCUUCCGACGGCACUUCCUGGAAAUGAAGACAGCCACUGACAGGGAUUUGGCUGAGCUAAAGGCUGAACACAUGAAGAUUUCCGGUUCUCUGCUGACCAGCUGCCUGCACCUGAGCUUGGAAUUACAGUCCCGGGAACCUCAGGGAUCAGGGAGACUAGCCGGCAGUGAGCAGGCCCAUCUACAACUUCUAGCCAGAACCCAGGAGUUGGAGAAGGAAGUACAUGAAAGAAGCCAAGAACUUAUCCUUCUGAAGGCCAGAGGCAACAUGGAGAAGGCAGAACUUCAGGAUAGGGUGACUGAACUCUCUGCCUUGCUGGCUCAAAGUAAAAAACAAAAUGAGGAGCAAGAGAAGAUGAUGACGGCUCUGAGAGACACCAUGGAUAUCUUGGAGACAAAUCAUUCAGAAUUAAUAGAACAAGAGGCAUCUCUCACCAAAAAUGCCUGGGAAGAGAAGUUGUCUCUGCAGCAAGUGAUCAAGGACAUAACUCAGGUAGUAGUAGAUGAUGAGGAUAGUGAGAAGCAAGAUUCUGGACUGGAGAGUUUCCUAGAGUUGGAGUCCAGGGGCUUCUCCUUCCAGCUCUGUUCCGAAGAUCCAGAUAAGGCUCUCACACUGGUACGCUCCGUUCUGGCUAAGAAGCACCAGGCAGUGCAGGGCCUGAGGCAGCAGCUUUCAACCUGUCAAGAGGCAGUGAGCUUCUGGCAGCAUCAGCAUACACAGUGGGAGGAAGAGGGUGAAGCCCUGAGGCAGCGACUCCAGAAGCUCACUGGGGAACGGGAUGUCCUGGCAGGACAGACCCAGGGCCUCCAGGGGGAGGUGGACUCUCUCAACAGGGAUCGAGAGCACCUGGAAAAGGCUAGGGAGGAGCUCCAGCAGCAGCUGGAGGUCCUGGAACAGGAGGCCUGGCGCCUCCGCAGGGUCAACACAGAGCUUCAGCUGCAGGGGGACUUGGCUCAGGGGGAGAAGGCGGAGCAGGAGGAGGAGCUCCAGCAAGCUGUUCGAGAGAGGGAUCGCCUUCAGGAGACUUUGAAGGGCCUGGAAGCAAGACAGUCUGCAUCACUGAGCGAGCUGAUCACCCUGAAGGAGGCACUAGAGAAGAGUCACCUGGAAGAGGAGCUGCUGAAUCAAGAGAAAGAAGAGAUGGCAAGAGCCCUGGCCAAGGCAGAACAGUCCAUUGCUGAGCUGACAGGAACAGAGAGCACCCUCAAGGCAGAAGUAGCUGAUCUUCGGGAUACAGCAAUCAAGCUGAGUGCACUGAAUGAAGCCUUGGCCUUAGAUAAAGUGGGGCUGAACCAACAGCUCCUGCAGUUUGAGCAGGAAAAUCAGUCUCUCCGUGGUAAAGUAGAGGAGGCAGAGAAGACCAGGAGUGCUGUGCAGAUGGAACUGGAUGAUUCUGAAAGGCGAAAGGAGGCCCUCUGGGCAGAGAAGGCUCACCUCGAGAUGCAGCUUCAGAAAGCCAAGGAUGCUGAAGCAGAACUACAGGGGGAUCUAAGCAAGAUGAGAGAAGAGAAGACGGAAACCCAGGAGAAAUUGGAUGAGGCAAGACGCCAGUUGGAGGUGGCUACUACAGAGCUGGAGCAGCUGCACCAGGAGACAGCUCGGCAAGGGCUCCUUCAAGAGAGGUUGAGCCAGGAGAAGGAGGCCCUGGUCCGGGACAAGGCUGCCCUAGAGGUGCACCUGAAGGCCUUGGAGCGGGACCGACAGAGUCUUUCUGAGCAGCUACUGGAACUCAGCUCAGCCAAAGAACUGCUAGAAACCCACCUGUUUGAGGCUCAGCAGCAGAGCUCUCUGAUGGAGGUUACCAAGGAGCAGCUGGCAGUGCAGAUUCAAACAGUCACACAAGCCAAGGAGGUGAUCCAAGGGGAGGUGCGGUGCCUUCAGAUGGAAUUGGAAGCUGAACGACGGCAGGCCGAGCAGGAGCGGGACACAGUGGCCAAGCAUCGGGACCAGACAGAGCAGGAAAGUCGGGCAGCUCUGCAGCAGCAGCGGGCCACCUAUGAGGAAGAACUGCGCCUGCUACAGGAGGAGAGGGAAAUGGAUCACACCAAGCACAGGCAGGAAUUGGAGGCCAUAUUAGAACAGAUGGAAAGGGAGAAAGUGGAACUGGAAGAGACCUGUGAGAAGAAGCUAAGGCAGCUGCAGAAGGAGUCUGAAGCUGCCCAGGCACAGAGGAUAGAGGAUCACGCCCAGGCUGAAAGCAACAGAUGUCAGAUGCAACUAGAGAUAGAAAAGGAAAGGAUGUCACUACUGGAGACACUCUUGAAGACUCAGAAUGAACUAGCUGAUGCUGGCCAGCAACUGGAGCGACUGAGGAAGGACAUGAAAGUUCAGAAAUUAAAGGAACAGGAGAAUAUAGAGAGCCUUUGGGCCCAACUGCAGGAGGCUCAGGAGGCUGUGAAGGAGACAAGAAGAAACCACCAAGAUGACCUUGCCACCCUUCAGGAAGAGACAAACAUCCUGUUGCGGCAAAGAGAGAACCUACAGAAACAGGUACAAGACUUGAAGGCCCAACUGGUCACUAGUGAAGACUCAUGUAGGCUGGCAGAACACAAGGCUCAGCUACAGCUACAAGAGGCCCAAGAGUAUACACGUAUACUGGAGCAGGAAAAAGCCAGCCUGGUUAAGUCUCUUACAGAGAAGGAGCAAACACUCCUAAUCUUACAAGAGGCUGAUUCAGUCCAACAGCAAGAGCUGAGCUCCCUGCGCCAGGAUGUGAAGGAGGCCCAGGGGGAACAGGAGCAGCUGAGUUCCCAGGUACAGUUUCUGAAAGAAGAAGUGCAGAAAAAGGAGGCUUCUCUUCUGGAUCAAGAAACACUUUUGGAGAAAUUGGAAACAUCACAGAAGACAGAGCAGCAGUUGAGGGCCUCACUGUUGACACAAGAAACUAAGGCAGCCCAGCUGCAGGUACAGCUGUGCAGUGUGGAAAGCCAAGUAGGGGCUCUGGUUUUAGAGCAGCGGCAUGGACGUCAGGCACAGGCACAGCUAGCCAGUCUCUACUCAGUCCUACAGCAAACCUUUGGGACAGCUGUUGAGAGCAAGCCAGAGCUGAGUGGUGCUGGAGAUGCCUCUCCUUGUCCCUGGAAUCCCAAAACCUUGGGGCCAGAACAAGAGAGUGCAGAGAAUUUCCUUAAAAGCCAGAUUGCCCUAACUAACUUCAGCACUGAGGGUGUGGCAUCAGCCCUUCACAAGCUCCAAAGAGACCUCUGGAGGGCACGUCAUGCUCGGGAUGAUAUGAAGUGUCAGGUUGAAAAGCUGGAGCAACAUCUAUCCCAAGUUGAGGCUGAACGGAACCAGUUUUCUACUGAAGUUCAGGAGCUUCAGAAACUGCUCUCUCAGAAUCAGAAAGAGAAAUUGAAAUGUGAAGGAGAGCAGAGCUCCUUGGAAUCAGAGUUGGCUACACUUCAGGACAGAGUGGCCUUCCUACAGUGCAGCCUGAAGAGUGCUGAGCAGCAAAGGGCAGAAGCCCAGAAUGAACGGGAAACAUUGUGGGUAGCCAAGAAAAAUUUGGUAUCAGAGGUGGAACGCCUUCAAGCAUUAAUUGUAGCCAUGAAAGCACAAGCUAGUUCCAUAGAAGCUCUGGAAGAAGAACUGAGAGCAACGCGCUCAGCCCUGAGAGAAAAGAAUGAGGAAGCAGAGCAUGAGCGGGAGAGAGCUGAGGCCCUGAAGAAAAUGGAUGAGCAGAAGGGGACCCAAGGGAAGGCUCUGAAGGAAAAUCUUGAUAUCCUGACCAGUUCCCUUUCUAAGAGAGAAAAGGAGGUAGAAGCUUUGCAGGGACUAGUUCAGGAACUGGAAAAGCAGAGAGAAGCACAAAAAGUGAUGCAAGAACAUCUCUCUCUGAGCCUAGAGAAGAGAAACCAAGCACUGGAAUCCCAGCGAGAACAGAUCCAAGAGCUGGAGAAACAGAAAGCUAUGCUAGAACAUUUGCCAGUGGCCAUGGAGGAGAAAGAGAGGCAGAUAAGGUCACUGAGAGGGCAGAUUGAAGAGUUUGAGAAGAAGCAAGAAACUCAGGGAAACAUCUUGGAACAUCAGGCUCUGGAUUUACAGAAGAAAACACAAGUGAUAGAGUUCCAGAGAGAACAGAUUCAAGAUCUGGAAAGCCAGUUGGUUACUCUAGAACAUCUGGCUUUAGAAGGGAAAGAGAAUCAUCGAGAAAUAGAAUCCCAGAAAAAAAAGGUUGAGGACCUAGAGAACCAAAGAGAAAUGCAGAGGAUCACUCUGACUCAUCUAACUUUGGACUUGGAGGAGAGGAGUCAGGAAAUACAAGCUCAGAACAAACGCAUUAAAGAGUUAGAAAACCACAGUGCUCUCCUGACAGCAGAUCUUAAGGAGAGAAGCCAGGAGAUUAAAUCCCACAGAGACCAAAUGGAGGAGCUCAAGAAACAAAAGGAUCAGCUUACUUGGGACCUAGAGAAGAGAGUCAAGGAGCUCGUACUACAAGAAGAGAAAAUUCUAGCCCUGGAAGAGCAAAGAAUGUUGCAGAACAAAGUAUUAAAGGAAGACCUUGAACAGAUGAAAUUAGCCAUGAGGGAAAAAGAUAGGGAAAUUGAGUCUCAGAGACAGCUCAUGAUAGAACGGGAAGAGGAGGAAAAGGGGCAAGCCAAAGCCCAGCGCAGCAGCCUGGAGCACAUGAAGCUGAUCCUGAGGGACAAGGAAAAGGAGGUCGAGUACCAGCGGGAGAAGAUCCAGGUGUUCCAACAGUAUGGAGAACAGAGGGAGGAACAACUGCAGGGCCUUCGGAGAAAAAUUAAAGAGAUGACACUGCUCUUAACUCAGAAAGAUCAAGAGUUGGAGAGCCAGCAACAGCAUAUUGAGAAAGCCCAGGAGAGAGGGGAGUCCAGGGAAAAGGUUCUGCAGGACCAGCUGGAGAGAGUGCAGGAAGCCCUCCGGGCCAGAGAGCAAAACCUGGAAUCCCUCCAGCAGAAGGUGCAGGAACAGCAGGAGACCCAGGAACAGCGGAUGAACACUCUGCAGGCAUCCCUGGAGCAGGCCAGGGCAGCCCUGCAGGAGCGAGAGCAGGCAGUUGAGGCCCACAAGGAGCAGAAUUGGAAGGUGCAGCAACAACAGACAGCUGCAGAGCUACAGGUCCGAGCUUUGGAAGAGCUGCUGGGAGAUCUGAGGGUUGAGUUUCAGGAACAAGAAAAGGUUCUGGAGGCCCUGCGACAACAGUGUACAGAGCAGGGACGUGAACAAGAGGCACAGACCAGGCACCAGCAGGCAGAGGCCAGACAGUGCGAAGAGGCUACAUCAGGCCAGGUUCAGGCCCUCCAGGAGGCCCUCAGAGCAGCACAGGCUUCCCUUCAGGAGAAGGACCGGGAGCUCCUCCAACAGGCAGAAUUGAGCCAGCGCUUGGAAGUCAGUGUAGCUGCUCUGCAGGCAGCCCUGGACUCUUGUCAGACACAGGCCCGGCACCUGGAAGAGGCCCUGAGGGAGCGAGAGAGUGAGAUCAGGGAACAACAGCUGCAGCACCAAGAGAUGGUCCAGCAGAUGCAGCUGGCCCUGGCACAGAGGGACCAGGAACUGAGGCACCUCAAGGAAAAGGGACAGCAAGAGGUGGCCCUGAGCCAGCUGGGCAAAGGGGAGGGAGAAGAGGAAGAGAGCAGGAUCCUGAGAGAGAAUCUCAGGCAUCUUCAGCUGUCUCUGUCCAGAAAGGAUAGAGAGGUACUGCAGAAGGUCCACCAGAGGCAGGGGCAAGAGUCUUACCAUGAAAGCCUCAGCCCAGAGGAAAAGGAGGAGGAGAAAGAGGAGGAGGCCUGUGGGAUAGGGAUGACAAAGAUGUCCUUGUGUGAAAUAUCACCUGUGUCCAUGGAGGAGACCAAGCUGCAGGAGGAGCUUGAGCGAGUGAAGAGUGCCCUGAGGCAUACAGAGGCCCGGGAAAUUGAGUGGCGAGAGAAGGCCCAAGCCUUGGCACGUUCUUUGGCUGAGAGUGAGGCUAGCAUCUGUAACCUCCGCGAGGCAGCCCUAUUCUUGCAGGCCAAGGCAAUGGAGCAAAACACAGAACAUCUGCAGCUUCAGGAGCAGUUGCAGCUCACAAGACAAGCCCUAGAGGAAGAGAGGUUCCAGAGCCAGGGCUCAGCUGCAGGGGCAGAGCCAGAGCUCCAAGAAGACCAAGGUCCACCCCGAGGAGAGGCCAUGGCACCAGAAGAUGAUGGGUCUUGUACGGAACUUGAGAAGACACAGCAAUGGCAGCAAAGGCUAAAGUACCUGCUGCAUGCAAUGGCAAGUCUAGAGCAUGAGAGGAACCGGCUUCAAAGACACAACUUCCAGUUAAGGGUCACCCUAGAGCAGGUAGAGCGGGAGCGGAAAAAGCUGAAGCGGGAUCUUAGUCGCAUGACCCGUGCUACAACUCCCCUGCUCAGCAAGACCACAGCCCACACAACAGUCCAGCAGCAGGAAAAAGGAGAACAGGAGACUCCUCCAGAAUUGAAACACUUGGCUGAGUUACAGAGGCAGGUGGCCGUCCUGCAGGCACAGCUGACAUUGGAGCGGCAACAGAAACAGGACUACAUCUCCCGCUGUGUUCAGACAAGCCGAGAGCUGACAGACCUGCACCACAAUCUUUCUCACUCGCUGUGGGCCGUAGCUCAGGCCCCUGAAGCCAAUGUCCUGGAGGCAGAGGCCCGAAAGCUUGAUAAGUCACUGACCCACAGUCUGACAUCUCCUAGGCCUUCCCCUCUAUGUUGCACUCCAAGAGUAGCCCAGGCUACGUCCCAGUAGCUAAUGGUGUAUAGUGGAACAUAGGCCAGCUUGAGAAGCCUCGAUUAAUAUACCUGUGAAGGGCUCAGACCCCUCCUUGCAGUUGCUUCCUGAAGGUGAAGACCCCUAUACCUAGGUUUGCCAGAGAAAAGAUUAGAGCCAAUUUCCCCAUGCCAGAAUUAUGAGGCAGGUCUACUGCUUCUGCUGGUGCUCUCAGCUAGAGGGACAAUGCUGUAAGAGUCAGGGUGGCCCCUUCUUCUGAUGCCCUCCUUCAUUGGCAUCUCCAUUUAGUGAGCAGAUGUUUCCCACAACGGGGGUGAGCCCGGACUGAGAUGGCACUCCCAGGCUUCUAGUGUUUACCUGUAUUUAUUGAAUUCAUCUAUUCUACCUAACUUCU